This is a messenger RNA of Arachis ipaensis, 1981 nucleotides long. The record is from RefSeq and is a predicted model, not a curated record. NCBI's taxonomy places the organism in Eukaryota, Viridiplantae, Streptophyta, Magnoliopsida, Fabales, Fabaceae.
UCCGCUGAACCGUGCAUUACAAAAACAUAGGGACAAAGCUAAAAUUUCAUGUCAGGGGAUUAAAUAUCGGUUCAUGUUAGGCGUGAUCAAAGAUAUGUUAAAGAACCCAAGAUAGAACUACAUAAAUUCCAUUUUGUUUUGGAAAAAAGGUGAAAUAUUGAAAUAGGUAUAUGGAAAAAUAAUCAAGUAAACUCUCAAACAUUUUGGAAAAAGAAUUCUCUGAUUUAGAUGGCGAAAGACCCUGUCAAGUCUCAAGCUUUCUCCAACUUCGCCUAACGCUCCAACCAGAGUAAUGGUCUGUGCUUUCUGUUAUGGAUACUACAUGAUACAAAAUUCUUAAUUACUGGUUUAAUAAUUAAUAAUUUUCAGAAGAUUGACAUUUAGAUAGCAGAAUAUUUGCUGUUGUAGUUUGUGGCCAUCUUUUUACUUCAUAUAUUCUUAGGAUGACAGCAAUUGCAAUUUUUGUGAGAUCGAGUUGUCGUGCCCAUAAAAUAGUUUUAUACUGAAAAAGUUACAAUGCAAAAAACUAAAUUCAUUAGUUUUUUGUUUCUUAAAACAGGGUUACUAUAAAAUUGACAGCGAAGCCGGCGCAGUGAAGGAACACGAUUCCUUCCCAGCAUAACGCCAUGAAGCUAAGGCUUGCCAUAUGGAGCUUCGGUCAAUUUGGUUGAACAGCUUGUGUUAUGCUGCCUCCAAAAGUUAGCUAAUCUAUUCGCUGGAAAGAAUAAAAUGGAAACAAAAAGCAUGCAGCUAAGAUGAUGAAACUUACAGCUUACAACUGAUGAGAAGUGACAAGUAAUAUUUGUGAUCGUUGUAAGAUAAUUUCAAUUUUUGAAUUCAGCUAUAAUUUAAAGUUAGACUACUCAUACGAAAAUGUAUUUAUGUGAAAAUAAUAAUUAAAAAUUAUUUGAUGAUUUGACAUACUAAAUAUUUUAGCGUAACAUAUAUCCACAUUUUAACUAUCAUCUCAUAAAAAGAAACUCAACCUUAUUAAUUGCAUUUCCCACGAUGCUAUUCAAAUUCAAGCUGAAAGAGAUGGUAAAAGAAUGCACUCAUGAAUUAAUACACGAAUGCGAUGUGAUAAAUAUAUAGUGAUUCCACUACCCUUUCAUUUAUUAUAAAUUAUAACGUAACAUGGGAGAAGCCAAUGCAAGAGCCUUUUUCAUAGUUAUAGACUUAUAGUCUAUUCACCUUUCAAUUACUAAAUACCUGAAACUCCUAAACAACAACUUGAUCAGCUUCUGUAACUGACAAGUAACAACGAACCCAAACAACAUUACAACUCUAUCGACAACAACUCUGUUUUUAAUCAUAGAAUGGCUCAACAAGAUGUUCAUCAUCAUCAUCAACAGAAAAAUAAGCAUUCAAGAAUAGAUCAAGAGACAGCAUUGUACUACAAGGCCACACACCAACAAAGAAGCAGCAGCAAAUGCUUCGUGUUCGUUUUGGCUGCCUUUGUGUUCCUCUGUGCAGUUCUGUUGGUUUUCGCAUCCAUAGUCCGUUUCAGAAACCCACGGGUCAAACUCACGUCAGUUACGUUGACUCAAAUCCGUUUAAUUAACCCUACUUCUUCAUUGCCUUCCUUGUUCAACGCCACCCUCCUCACCCAUCUCACCAUCACGAAUCCCAACUACGGUGGCUUCAGUUACGAGAAUGGCGAGGUGAGUGUGGUCUACGGCGGCUUAAGAAUCGGUGACAUAGCACGCGUACACAGCGACACAGUGAAGGCAAGAAAAAGCAAAGAAAUGAAUGUUACCAUGCAAGUGAGGUCUCCUAAUAAUGUAACACUGCUUUCUGGGAAUCAUUCAGGGACGUUGAAUCUCACAAGUUAUGCAAGAUUCAAUGGCACUGUUCGAUUGCUUAAGAUCAUCAAGAAAAGAAACACCAUAGAAAUGGCUUGCGUUAUCAAUCUCAACUUCACCUCUCACCAAAUUAAGGCGAUCCAUUGUUAAUUAAUUAAUAAUAAUCUUUGUUUCUCUGA